UCGCGCGCGCGUCGCUCGACGAGAUUUCCGCGACGCGCAUGCAUUCGCAGCGAGUGCGCCGCACGAAGAGAAACGCGUUUCGCGAUUGACGCGCGCCCGAUUUUCACCUGGCCCGGACGCUGCGUGCAGAAUGUAAAACACGCGCGCAGACCGAGAGAAAUUUGCAACAACUCGCUAUUGAGUUGUAUGGUUACUGUGCCAAGCAAAACAUUCAAACACACGAGAAGAACUAUUAAACUUUUUGUGGAAAAUACGGUUUGAUAACAAACAACAAGAAAAUGGACGCUAAACUUGCGGCAGGUAUCACCACGGAGGGCAGCGGGCUGCUCAACCCUUUCGUGCAUCACUUGGAAUUGGAGACCACAUCAGAAAAAUUAAAGACUGCUUUCCUAACGAUAGUUCUACUUCCAAUCAGAGUACUGAUUAUCUGCGCACUUCUUAUCACAGCAUGGCUCCUCGCCUGCAUCGGUCUUUGGGGCCUGGACGAAGAGGAUUUACAAAAACGACCUCUUGCAGGAUGGCGACGGAAAGUAACGCAAGCGCUGUGCUAUCUGGGCAGGAAGACGUACGCGGCGGGCGGUAUGCAGGUGGUGUUCAAAGGGGCCCAGGCGUCACGAGCCGAAGCACCCAUUCUCGUCAUCGCCCCGCAUUCCACCUUCCUCGACGGCGGCAUCGUCUACUACACCGGCUUUCCUUCCAUUAUCGUUCGUCGCGAAUCCGGAAACAAUCGCUACAUCGGAAAAUUGAUUAACUACACUCAGCCUGUGUACGUUUGGAGGGACGAUCCUGAUUCACGACAAAAUACAAUCAAGGAGAUUAUAAACCGAGCGAAAUCCGAAGAAGAUUGGCCGCAGAUUUUAAUUUUCCCGGAAGGAACAUGCACAAAUCGUUCGUGUUUGAUUACGUUUAAACCAGGUGCGUUUUAUCCUGGCGUGCCAAUACAACCAGUUUGUAUUCGUUACCCGAACAAAUUGGAUACUGUCACGUGGACAUGGGAAGGUCCAAGCGCGUUGAAACUCUUAUGGUUAACAUUGACACAAGUGCACAGCUACUGCGAAAUUGAAUUUUUACCUGUUUACAAUCCCAGUGAAGAAGAAAAGAAGGAUCCAAAGUUAUUCGCUAAUAAUGUCAGAGAUGUAAUGGCCAAAGCGUUGGGUGUACCAGUGUUAGACUACACUUAUGACGAUUGUAAGUUAAUGGCGAAAGCUAAAGAAAUGAAUCUGCCCAAUCCAAACGAUUUGGUUGAAGUACAACAACUGCGCACACGCCUUGGACUCAACGAGUCGCGCAUUGAAGAGCAGUUGAUUGAAACGCACGCUGCCAAGAAGGGCUUCCAAGCCAUGAACUAUAACAACUUUGUUAACUAUCUCAAUGUGCCGGCGAACAACCCCAAUACGCAACACCUCUUCCAUCUUUAUGAUAAACACUCAGCCGGUGUGAUUGACUUUCGGGAAUAUCUACUCGGCGUCGUUGGUAUCACUCAUCAUCAUAAUUUACUUGAUGUCAUCAAGUAUGGUUUUAAAAUUUAUGAUUCUUCCGGUGUUGGACGAUUAAACAACAUCGAAUUCACCAAAGUUUUGUAUCACACACUUGCGAUGUCCGAGUAUGAAUGUCAUGAACUGUAUUUCUGCAUUGAUAUCGUACAAACAGGAUAUAUCACAUUUCAAAAUUUCUGCGCUUAUGCAGCGAAAAAAGCAGAAUUCGCGCAUCUUUUUAGCUUAUCCACGGAGGAAAUUGCUAAGAAUGGCGGAGAUACCAAACUUCACUAGAAUGAGCCUUCCAGAUCAAUCCAUUUAUGUGUCAAAAUUGUCAAAUUAUAUUAAAGAAAGUUUAAAUAUUUUCGGUAAACUGUACGUUUAGAGUUUAGAAUGUGACUGAAAUUGAAUGUGACAAGAAUACUAUGUAUAGUGUAUAUCUGUUUUAUAUCUAGCACGUUACUUACACGGCCGCCAUUUUGAUUGGUUGCCAUUUUUAAUCAUUUGUUUUACACUUAACCACACAUUGAUUCACACCUUACCAUUUUGUAUACAUGUUAUCUAGUUUACUUACGAGUACAUGCGGCAGUGUGUUGUUUUAUUCUAUUUAAAUAUUGUACAUUGCUUUAUUUAUUUCGAAUAUAGAUCUAAAUCAUGUUAAUAUUUUCAAAAGCAGUUGUGUUCUUCAAUAUUAGUCCUGAUUAUGUGUGAAAAAAGGAAAUAUUUAUGUACGAGACUUUUUAUAAUGCAUUUAUUAUGUUACAACAGUUAACAUAAUUACUUCUUGCUCUAAAUUUGCAAAAUACUUUACACCUUUGGCAAGAUCAAUGGCAGAGUAGGCACAGUGGUGCCUGACAUGCACUUUUCAAUGUUUUUGUAGAAUGCCUUCAGCAAAGUGGCGAUGGGACCAUUAAUAAUAUAUUCCUUCUCGCACUCGGCAGCGUUAACUACCAGGUUAUAUUGAUACUUGAAGAGAACUUCUGCCAGGCAUAACCAGUUGGUGCCACAUUUUAACAAUUCAGCUUUUGCCAACUUGUCGAAAGAUGCGGCGAUUGAUUCAAUACUGGAUUUCUUGCACACCUUGGGGGUGUGGAAGUUGGCAAUUGUAUUGGGGACAGUUUUUCCGACAAAAUUGUUUACUUCUUUGGUUAAGCAAGUAACAAUAUCAGCAGAAGACUAAAAUAUCAUAUUAAAACAAAUAGAAAUAUUUUAAAAUAUAUCGUUGAAAUAUACCACUGAAGAAACAUAGAAGGUCACGACCAAAAGUGCAAGGGAGAUGUACUUCGCCAUUUUAUUUCGAAUGUUGUUGGCUUCUGUCUAACAUUUUUUGAUUUUCAGUGUUUAUAUAGCAAUUCAUGAGUUUGCAUAUUAUUUAAUGAGUACUUUGCUGAAAAUUAUCAGCCAUCGAACUUAAAUUUCAAAAACUUUAAUGGCGGUUAAUAAAAUGGCAACCGUUUAAUUUUUUGUGUUGUUUUAAUCUUUGCUCAUGAAUUAUUUAUGGUUGCAUUUAAUUCAGAAGUAUAUAAGCCCAGGAAAAUUUGUUUUAAAACAUUCAAACAUUUGCUAAGUGUAACCACAACAAAACACACAAAAAUGGCGAAGUUCUUUGGAAUCAUCAUCCUUUUGGUUACCUUCACAGCCCAACAAUCAUUGGCUGCAACAACCAAAGCUACUGCAGCUUCAACAACUCCAGCUCCAGCACCCGCCGUUGGUCUCUGGCCGUGCCUCAUGGAUCAAUUUGGUCAGAUUCAAAAGGAUAUUUCGGUUGCUUUCAAUGCCAUGACCGCGGAAGGACUCUGCGGAGCCGAUACCAUUAAAACCUUCACAGGUCAACUGACUCAAACGGUGACAGACUUCCAGAAAUGUGCUGAACUGGGAUGCUAUUUCAAAUAUUUGCCCAUUGUUAAGAACGAGGUGCUCGCCGUUGGACUUCGUUGCACACAGAACUUCCUCCGUAAUGGCCCAUUCAUUCAGGCUCUCAACAGGGCCUAUGACAUUGUUGAUAAAUGUCUUAUCAAACCUAAUGUUGCAUUUUAAAUAAUGUUAAAUGGAUGUUUGUCAAAAACAACUAAGUAGUAUACUUUAAUAAAUUUAUAUAUCCAGCAAAA
Messenger RNA from Dalotia coriaria, 3583 nucleotides. Its product is annotated as lysophosphatidylcholine acyltransferase-like. The record is from RefSeq and is a predicted model, not a curated record. Lineage: Eukaryota; Metazoa; Arthropoda; Insecta; Coleoptera; Staphylinidae. The transcript has 9 exons. The coding region runs from base 279 to 1769 and encodes 496 amino acids. Gene Ontology annotation, cellular component: endoplasmic reticulum. Gene Ontology annotation, molecular function: lysophosphatidic acid acyltransferase activity.